Molecule: messenger RNA, 1341 nt
Organism: Toxorhynchites rutilus septentrionalis
Lineage: Eukaryota; Metazoa; Arthropoda; Insecta; Diptera; Culicidae
Exons: 1
Coding region: 1-1341 (446 amino acids)
Source: RefSeq, a predicted model, not a curated record
AUGAGUGAGCAGCAGAAACUCAUCAAUCGACGAAAGGUCCUACUUUCCAAACUGGGGAGAGCGGAGGAGUUUAUCACCAACUACAAUCCUGAGAAAGACCAACGUGAGCUACCUCUACGCCUGGAGUACUUGGACAGUGUGUGGAACGGAUUAGAAGAAGUUCAGCUACUAUUGGAAGAUGAGGAAACCACAAGUAAGGGUAUGGAGAGCAACAAAGAAAUUCGUUUUGCUUAUGAAUCUCUCUACUUUAAAAUAAAGGCUGCUCUUCAAUCUCGUUUACCCCUUCCAUCUACUAAAAACGAUUCUCCUUCUCCUAUAUCUGGGCUUUCUGGACUGAAACUACCCACUAUUACACUGCCAGAGUUUAAUGGGGAUUACAGCCAAUGGUUGGCUUUCCACGAUACUUUCGAUGCGUUAAUUAACACGAAUGUCGAUGUUCCAGACAUCCAAAAGUUUCACUACCUUCGUGCUGCGGUCAAAGGUGAAGCCGCUCAGCUUAUUGAAACCCUUGCUAUCAGUUCUGAAAAUUACCGUAUCGCAUGUCAAACGCUAAUCUCACGUUACGCCAAUGAUUAUUUGCUGAAGAAACGGCAUAUUCAGGCUUUGCUGGAUUGUCCACGUGUAAAAAGGGAAUCCGCAGAAGCUCUUCAUGGUGUUGUGGACGCAUACGAGCGUCACACAAAAAUUCUUUGUCAGCUUGGUGAACCAGUUGACAACUGGAGCACUAUACUUGAACAUUUGCUAUGUAUGCGACUUGACGAUAUAACGUUGAAAGCCUGGGAAGAUUAUGCUUUUACCGUUGAAACCCAAAGUUUUGCUCAGCUCACCGCAUUUCUUCACCGUAGAAUACGCGUCCUCGAAUCAAUGUCCGUUAACCACCAAUCGCAACAUUCCACAAAUUCCAACGAUCACUUCGCCAGUUCUCGUCGACAAUCUUUCCAACGAAUUGCAUCACAUGUAAAUGCCGAAACACCGCAACGAAAAUGCUACGCUUGCCAUCAGCAACAUCCACUGAUAAAGUGUGAGCGAUUCCAAAGAAUGAAUUUACCCGACCGCCUAAGCUUAACCAAUAAUCACCGCCUCUGCCAGAAUUGCUUCCGCAAUGACCACUUCGCCCGCAACUGCCCGUCCACCUACUCAUGUCGUCGCUAUCAGAAGAGGCAUCAUACUCUGCUUCAUCCUGGGUUCCAGCCCGCUGAACAUCCGCAUCAUCGUCCGUCAUCACCGCCGCCCCGAACCAGCACCAACGUAUCCUGCGAACAGAAUGCACGUUCCAUCGCCCAAACCGCUACGACUUCCAACAAUUCCGCAGCGUUCCAGUCCUGCAAUCCAGUUCCGUAG